AUGUCAACUGCUCUUUCUGGCAUUUCUCCACAUCACAAGAUCACUUCGUUUGCUGAGGCUAAAGCGAUCGAUCAGAUCAAUGAGCGUAUGCCCCCUCGUCGUGAUGCCGUUUCUUUAGGCUCCGCUUUCUCUGUUAGUGGCAGCAAUACGGUGUCCGCUGCAGUCACUUCCACUCGCGGCACUGGCUCAUUUAAGGCAUCUGGUAGUAGCAGCUUUGGUGGUAAUAUAGGAGAGUCUAUGGCUCGAAAACCAAUUCCGACAGUAUCUGAACCAAUCGAGGCUUUGGUGGCUUCAAGUGGUUCUACAAGCAUUCGAGGAUCUCCUAAUGGUGUUUCUUCUAGCGCCAACAGUCGGACAUCUGGGGACGGCACAAUCACAGGUUCAGUGCGGGGUUCUACAAUGACUUCGGGGUCGGUCUCGGGGGCCGGUAAUGCGGGCGAAAGUGCAACCAGUGCCGGAUCGAGGGUCAAAUAG
Protopolystoma xenopodis is the source of this 474-nucleotide messenger RNA. NCBI's taxonomy places the organism in Eukaryota, Metazoa, Platyhelminthes, Monogenea, Polystomatidea, Polystomatidae. The record is from the annotation of a GenBank genome assembly.